Messenger RNA from Lates calcarifer (barramundi perch), 1821 nucleotides. RefSeq lists its product as uncharacterized. The transcript has 13 exons. The coding region runs from base 112 to 1233 and encodes 373 amino acids. Gene Ontology annotation, molecular function: zinc ion binding. The record is from RefSeq and is a predicted model, not a curated record. Lineage: Eukaryota; Metazoa; Chordata; Actinopteri; Centropomidae.
GCUCUGGUCUUGUCAGGUCGUGCCUGAACACAUCUGACUGAGAAGCGAAAGUGAAAGACGUCACUUAGUGUGAAAUGACAAGCGAAACCUUUACACCGGUAGCCGAGUGCGAUGUAUUUUCCUCAGAGCUCGGAAUAUGAAGAGGAGUUGGUUUUUUCCGGGACUCCAGUCAGUGGGAAACACUAUGAAUGGCAGCUGUCAAAUGGACACGAGUGGCAGACAAUUGAUCACGACCAUGUGAUCGAGACCCACUACUGCCAACCUGGGGCGAAAGGAAUCACCAUCAACACUAUCCAAGGGAAGGUGUUCAUUGACUUUGAUAAGUUGCAGACUCAGAACUCCGCUCUAAAGGUUCAGAGACUGAGCUUCGUGCCACAGGGUCAAACAGAGGACGUGGGCUGGUACUACAGAGAUGACCAGCUGUGGCGUGAAUAUGGCUCCCAGGGCUCCAGCAUGUUGGCCUCAUCAGUCAGCAGCAGAGAUGUUGAGAGUCAGUUCGCUCUCAACCCUCAGGGAAGGUUUAACUUCACAGUGGGCACCACAGGCUACACCCUCGACUUCUCCACCAUGAUCCAAACAAACUCCAUCACAGGCUUGCGCAGGAAUGUACGCAGGCGACCAAAAUUCACAUCCAACACUGGGAGCCUUUACUCCACCUCAGUCCUGCCUAUGGCUUCCUCGUCCCAGCCUGCUGAUGGAGGCUACAUGUGGGAAUUCAUGGGAGACGAGGGGGAGUGGACAGAAUACCAAGCACAUAUAUGUUCGUUUGACAGCGCUGCCAUCGAGACACAAUACCAGCUGAACCCACAGGGCCAGCUACACUUCAACAUCAACAGAUACUCGUACACACUGGAUUUUUCAAGAAUGUGUCAAGUCAAUAACCAAAUCGGGACUAGAAGAGCAGUGAGGAGGAUUCUUAAAAACUGGAGCCAACAGGGCGGCAGGUCAGGAGACACAUUUCACUAUGAAACAAGGACCUCAAAAAUAUUAGUUUCAGAGGCAACACCACGAUGGCAGUUCCAAGAUAUUGGUGGAGUAUGGAAAGAUUACUCCAAAAAGUAUCGUCACUGCAGUGUCUCCAGUCAGGACAUUGAGCUCCAAUACCAACAGAACCCAUCAGGCUCCAUGUGUUUUACCGCCAAAAACUUUAGCUACGAGCUGAACUUCUCAGCCAUGACCCAGAGAAACCUGUCCACAUAUACCACCAGAUCAGUGCGACGACUUGCUCAGUAACAGAUUUGGAAGCCGGGAGUUACUUUAAUGGCAAUUCUUUUACCAGUUAUGUCAUCGCUUUCUUCAGGUCGUCUCUUGUCUGUAUUCAUACUGCCUCCUCUCUUUGCUGUUUGGAUGAUCUUAUACAAUAAUUAUUUAAACCUGGGAUAUUUAAUAAAAAGUGUCAGGGAAGACUUAAUAAUAUUUAUAUCAAUAGGAACAGGAACCAUGAGUAAAAUGCACUUCCUUUUCCUAAAGCAUUCUGCCAGUUUAUUGUGAAUGCUUUUUUUAUCUCUAAUAUUUUAGGUUUAUUUUUAACCAUAAACUGAGAUGUUUACCAAUGUUUGAUAUAACCCUGCCUUAUUUUAAGCCUCGGUAAAUCCUAAAUUGUUCAUACACACUGCUGUGUAACCAAUGCACUUUUUAACUGUUGUUUACCUUUUGACAAGAUACCUCUUGUAACCUAAAACCAAAGUGAAGUUAACAUGCACAAUUUAAUAAUGUAUAUUAAAUCGUGCAUGUUAAUAUCAAAAUGUUUAUUAACACUGCCUUGUAAUCAGUACACUUUGUAUUGUUUUUCUUUUCUGAAUUAAAGUUACUUUCACUCCA